Messenger RNA from Mesocestoides corti, 405 nucleotides. NCBI's taxonomy places the organism in Eukaryota, Metazoa, Platyhelminthes, Cestoda, Cyclophyllidea, Mesocestoididae. The record is from the annotation of a GenBank genome assembly.
AUGGUGGAUUGCAUCGCCAGAGUUCCCGGCUGCAGCUGCGCGGAAAAUUGUAGCAGAUUUAUCGAUUGCGAAAAAGGACGAGGUGUCCGUGCCUCACGAAAUCUGCGCCAAGGUGAAUUCGUCUGCGUAUACGCUGGACGUAAAGUCGACCCGCGAGACGCUCUCACAACUAUGAUUAACCACUCCUGCGAGCCCAACAUGCGGGUUGUUCCCGUGCGAAUUGAAUCACCACGACCCACUCUGGCGUUGUUUACAACCCGUGAUAUUCUCGCGGGAGAGGAACUUACCUAUGACUAUGCCGAAAUGUCACACGAAGAAUGUGGACCACUAAACAAGAAAUGUCUGUGUGGAACCUCGAAGUGCAGAGGCUAUCUUCCACCAAAAGCAUAUCUUACCCGUUUGUAA